Anopheles gambiae (African malaria mosquito) is the source of this 1226-nucleotide messenger RNA. RefSeq lists its product as uncharacterized. NCBI's taxonomy places the organism in Eukaryota, Metazoa, Arthropoda, Insecta, Diptera, Culicidae. The transcript has 3 exons. The record is from RefSeq and is a predicted model, not a curated record. Bases 725 to 1159 code for a protein of 144 amino acids.
UUUGUUUUUGUUUGUUUCGUUUGUUUCGUUUGUUUCGUGCCUAACAGUGCUUGGCUGCUCUGAAGAUCUCUACUAUACCCAGCAUCAUCAUGAUCGCGAAAACUUCCCAUCCAAUCUGUGUCUCUGCUCUCUGAUAUCAUCCUACCUGCUAUGCGACGUCGCAAAUCGCAUGAAAAGUGAAGAUUUGGUUUAAUAGGUAGUGUGAAGUAGUGUCUAGUGUGUGAACACUUCUCAGAGGUACAGCGACAGUGUUAAUUAUCGCUAUAGAAGUUUCAAUUACCUUAACGAACUACCUGCAACCAGAGUGACACGACGCGCGAUAUUUUCUGGCCUUGCUUUGCUCUAAACGAACCCAUUGCGCUGCUGUCACCGCGUCAUCAGCAUGCCCGUCCUGACUGGGGCGGGUAUAAAGGCUGCUUGCAACAUACCUACCCCGCUACCAGUUACUACGGCUACUACUACUACUACUACUGCUAGUCCCCAACCCCAGCCGGAGACUAUGAGCGACUUGCGUCACUCCGGUGGUGGCAUCGUGCGCUGGCUAAAUCCCGAACGCUGUGGCACCGGUCCCAUCGGGGGAGUAGACACAUCGCCGGGCAGCGGCAUCCGCUUCGCGUUUCAGUGACUCAAAAGACAUUUUUCGACUGGCUACGAGCAGUGCUGCUAGCUUACCAAAGAACCUGUACAACGCGGGAGGAAGACAACCACCACCACCACCAUCGCCAUGUCAUUCUCGUCGAACGAUACGAUGCGCCCGCUGGCACUGCAGCGUUCACACUCGCUGCCGCACCUGAUCAACUCGCGGGAAGAUUCCGGCGUGGCGCUCAGUGCCAGCGGGUCCUGCAGCGGGCUGAACAAUCUCGGCUACGGUUCGGACGGUUCGUCCGGCAGGCGGCACCGGCACCAUCACCAUCAUCAUCGCCACCAUGACCUGAAGAUACCGUACGGGGCGCGCCUGGUCGCGGAUCUGCGUCAGCUGAUAACGCUCAAGCAGCACUACUACCCGGAGGGUGGCUGGGGCUGGCUCGUCACCUACAUCGGCAUCGUCAUCAACUGUAUCGCCCACGGGCUGCAGCUAUCGGCGGGUGUGUUCCUGCUGCAGACUGCACACAUCUUUCCCCACCUAACCGUGGCCGCAGUGCGUUUUUCGGGCUGGUAGAUUAGCGGUGCGUUGGAGAAGCAUACGUGAGUGACAGUGUGCGUGUGUGUGUGUGUUUGUGUGUGUG